UUAAAGCUACUAAAGUUCUAUUGUACCGGACAGAGCGUGCCGCCCGCCUUGGACAUACAGCCUGCGCACCCCGGGAUAGGCGGCUUCUCUCCGCUGCGCCGAGUGGGUUUUUUAAACCGUGGUGGACGAAGAGAUCUACGUUCUUGCUGCGAUUUCUUUUUUCGCCCCUUCCGUCCUUUCCGGCGGUGCUGCUUUUUUUAUUUUUAAUUUUUUCUUAUUUGUAUUUUUCCCCUUGUUUUGUUGCUCCGCACCGCCUGCAAUAAUUGCUUCGUUACGUCUCGCAGCUGGCGCGUUGGAGAAGCCGGCACCAGCCGCCGCGAUGCCGCUCAGCGCCGGCUUCCCCAGCAAGAACUACGAUUACGACUACGACUCGGUGCAGCCCUACUUUUACUUCGAGGAGGAGGAGGAGAACUUCUACCUGGCGGCGCAGCAGCGGGGCAGCGAGCUACAGCCCCCCGCCCCGUCCGAGGACAUCUGGAAGAAGUUUGAAUUGCUGCCCACGCCGCCCCUCUCCCCAAGCCGCCGCUCCAGCCUUGCCGCUGCCUCCUGCUUCCCUUCCACCGCCGACCAGCUGGAGAUCGUGACCGAGCUCCUCGGGGGAGACAUGGUCAACCAAAGCUUCAUUUGCGAUCCGGAUGACGAGUCCUUCGUCAAGUCCAUCAUCAUCCAGGACUGCAUGUGGAGCGGCUUCUCCGCCGCCGCCAAGCUGGAGAAGGUGGUCUCCGAGAAGCUGGCUUCCUACCAGGCGGCCCGUCGGGAAGGGGGCCCCAACGCCCGCCCCGGCACAACGCCCGCGGGGCCACCGCCGCCCGGCCUCGCCGCAUCCCCCGCCGCUUCGGCCGGCCUCUACCUGCACGACCUGGGCGCUGCCGCCGCCGACUGCAUCGACCCCUCGGUGGUCUUCCCAUACCCACUCAGCGAGCGGGCCCCACGGGCAGGCCCCCCCGGCUCCAGCCCCGCGUCCCUGCUGGGCGACGACACGCCGCCGACCACCAGCAGCGACUCGGAAGAAGAACAAGAGGAAGAUGAGGAAAUUGAUGUUGUCACAUUAGCUGAAGCGAAUGAAUCCGAAUCCAGCACAGAGUCCAGCACAGAGACAUCAGAAGAGCACAGUAAGCCCCACCACAGCCCGCUGGUUCUUAAACGGUGUCAUGUCAACAUCCAUCAGCACAAUUAUGCCGCUCCUCCCUCCACCAAGGUUGACUACCCAGCUGCAAAAAGGCUAAAGUUGGACAGUGGCAGAGUUCUCAAACAGAUCAGCAACAACCGAAAAUGCUCAAGUCCCCGCACAUCAGAUUCAGAAGAGAACGACAAGAGGCGAACACACAAUGUCUUGGAGCGCCAGAGGAGAAAUGAGCUGAAGCUGAGUUUCUUUGCCUUGCGUGACCAGAUACCUGAGGUGGCCAACAAUGAAAAGGCACCCAAGGUUGUCAUCCUGAAAAAAGCAACGGAGUACGUUCUUUCCAUCCAGUCAGAUGAACACAGACUGAUCGCAGAGAAAGAGCAGUUGAGGCGGAGGAGAGAACAGUUGAAACACAAACUCGAGCAGCUAAGGAACUCUUGUGCGUAGGAGCUCUUGGGCAUCACUUAGAAUAUCCCAAACCAGACUGAAACUAUGAUAAAAUAUUACUGUUUCCAAUAUCACUCAUGAACUACACCAGUCCAUCAAGUAUGGAACUAUUGCAACUGCAUGCUGUGCGAUUUAACUUGAGACUACACAACCUUGGCUGAAUCUCCCAAAGGUUUGGCCGGAACCUCAAAACUGCCUCAUAAUUGACACUUUGGGCAUAAGGGAUGAUGGGACAUUCUUCAUGCUUGGAGAUGAACUCUUCAACUUUUUUUCUUUUAAAAUUUUGUAUUUAAGGCAUUUUUUCAUACAAGAAUCCCCAAAAAGAGUUGUCCCUAGAUUGCUGUAUAUAUUUACACAUCUUAUUGCCAUGUAAAUACCUUUAAUAAAGCCUUUAUAGAAAAACAUGCAACAUUAAUGUGCAACAGUUGUGGCAACUGGAUUUAUACUUGUCUUGAACUUCUGUGCCAUAGCAUUUCACAGUUUGGUUUUUUUUUUAUUUAAAUACAUUUUUUUCUUUUAAAAUUGAUUUUUAUUUUGGUUUUAGAUAAAUAAAUAUUUGCCCAAAAUCUAAUUAGCUAAA
This is a messenger RNA of Neopsephotus bourkii (Bourke's parrot), 2150 nucleotides long. It is a transcript of the gene MYC, whose product is annotated as MYC proto-oncogene, bHLH transcription factor. Lineage: Eukaryota; Metazoa; Chordata; Aves; Psittaciformes; Psittacidae. Gene Ontology annotation, biological process: positive regulation of cell population proliferation; regulation of transcription by RNA polymerase II. The transcript has 3 exons. Gene Ontology annotation, molecular function: protein dimerization activity; RNA polymerase II cis-regulatory region sequence-specific DNA binding; DNA-binding transcription factor activity, RNA polymerase II-specific. The coding region runs from base 320 to 1570 and encodes 416 amino acids. The record is from RefSeq and is a predicted model, not a curated record.